Cooperia oncophora is the source of this 1482-nucleotide messenger RNA. The record is from the annotation of a GenBank genome assembly. Lineage: Eukaryota; Metazoa; Nematoda; Chromadorea; Rhabditida; Trichostrongylidae.
AUGGAUUCGUCGCGUUCCGAGUGUCCGAUCUGUCAUAAAGAGAUGACCAAGUAUAAUGUCCGUCCUCAUUUGCGCACUGUACACAACCUUUCCCCUGGAAGAGCUGGAGAACUUGUGGCGCAGAAGAAAAAGACAGCAUUAGAAAGUCAGGGAAAGCAAGUGGAGAUGUGCAACGAGUGCGGAGCUGCUUUUUCCACGAGAAGAGGAUUGACAAUACACUUGAACUCCAAGCAUCGCGGAACGGUUGAUGUUGCUAGGACUGCAGAACAGGAAAGUCGCACUCCAACUUUGAAGUGUUGCCUUUGUGAAGGCGCUUUUAAAACGCAAGAAGAACUCAGUCAGCACUGUGGUAGGGAACACACCGAAGAUUCUGAAAGACCUCAAGAUUAUACAGUGCAUAGGAUGUCCUUUUCAAGUUCGGAAGAAUACAAGGAAUGGUUUGGAAGAAUGUGUGAGGUGCACUGCAGUUCAUUUUUCUGCAGGUCAAGUGGAGCUAACCAGAAGAAACUGUUUAUGAGGUGCAACCGUUGUGGUGAAGGCAGAUCUCAGGGUGAACAGCGUAUUCGUAUAACCAAGAAAGUUCAUCCUUAUUGCUCUGCUUUUGCGAACGUGCAUUUCAAUGAAGACGAUACUGUUUCCGUGGUAGCAUGCUUUGGUCACAUUGGGCACGACCUCGAUCCGGCCCUACUUCGGUGGACUGACGAUCAAAUAGAGUAUCUGAAGCUCAUGCUACAAGAGUUUUCAACAGAUUACAUAGUACACAAAAUGAGGAAGGAUCACGAAUCCAAAGACUCUAAGUUGUACUUCAUAACAAAAAGAGAUCUCUGGAAUAUUAUGGCUAAGUACAACCUAAACCCCGGACAGCGCGAUAGAGAUGAUCUCACAUCUCUGAGAAUGAGGGAGGAAGAAAGAAAUCCCGAUGACGGGAUACGUUUCUUCAAAAUGCCGGACGAUCCAACUGGAAAAGGUUUUGUUCUGGUCAUCAUCACGCCUCUCCAGCAGAAGUGGCUGGAACAGUAUGGCCAUAGGGGCAUUUCGGUCGACGACACUCACAACGUCACCAGAUAUGCCUUGAAGUUGGCGACUGUAAUGGUUGUUGAGCGUGACCGGGGCCUACCCGCAGCUUUCUUGCUGUCGGGUGAGAUGACUUCAAGAGAAGUGGCGAUACUUUUCGAUGAAGUCAAACGGGUGCCCAACUUUGCCCCAAAGGAUCGUAGACAGCUCAGCUCGUCUUUCCGCGUGAGAGAGAACAACGUACAGCACAGGCUUGCUGUUCAGCUGUACAAGGGAAACAUGGACAGCAUCCACAAGGUUGGGGACAUGACGUGGAAUGUAGAUGCUACGACAUCGGAGACGGUGUACCGCGUCGAAUUCGUUGAGCAGUGCACUUGUCCUGUUCAGGCCAAUACGCACUGGUUCGAUGUCAUGUAUGUCCUUAUACAGGGACCUGUUCAUGCAGAGCUGGAGCUCUCGCUGGAGUAG